Molecule: messenger RNA, 1790 nt
Organism: Cynara cardunculus var. scolymus (artichoke)
Lineage: Eukaryota; Viridiplantae; Streptophyta; Magnoliopsida; Asterales; Asteraceae
Product: probable solanesyl-diphosphate synthase 3, chloroplastic
Exons: 6
Coding region: 281-1528 (415 amino acids)
Biological process (GO): plastoquinone biosynthetic process; isoprenoid biosynthetic process
Cellular component (GO): chloroplast
Molecular function (GO): prenyltransferase activity
Source: RefSeq, a predicted model, not a curated record
CAGUUUUAAAACUAAAUUCACUGUUUAACAUAUGUGGACUUUUAGGAUCCACUAAAAGCAUUCAGUAUAUCUAUUCCAGAUUGCAGUUUCCAGCUCUCCAAACCUUGCUUUUCCCUCUUUUCUUUCGUUCUUAGAACCUCAUUUACUUCUUCCAUUCUGUUCUUCGGUUUUUAUGGCUUUUUGCAUAAUGGGUGUUUGUAUAUACUUCAAUUAGUAGGAUUUCUGAGUUGGGUUUUUGAUUUUAUUGAAGAAAGAUUGAAUCCUGGUGAUAUUUAGGAAGAUGAUGCCGGCGACAUGCCAUAAUCUUGAGUUUGGUCGAACUAGUUUUGUUGAUUUCAGUGCUUGUGGGUGUUCUUUUAGUUCUUCAUUUCCUUCAAGAAAUUAUGCAAGAAAAGUGAUUAGGAGUGCAAAUAGGGGUGCCGGAAAAGUGAUAUCUUGCCGCCGGGAUGAUAAUAUUGCAAAGUGUAGAGUGUUUUCCACUGAAGCUCCUGAGACUUUGCUUAAUGGUACUCCACCAACAUUAAGUGGGAAGAAAGAAUCAAGGAGCCUGAAUUCUCCAUCAGAUUUGUUUGAAGUUGUUUCUGAUGAUCUUUUAACAUUGAACAAGAAUCUACAAUCUAUCGUUGGCGCAGAAAAUCCGGUCUUAAUGUCGGCAGCUGAACAGAUAUUUAGUGCUGGUGGGAAGAGAAUGAGACCCGCCUUGGUUUUCUUAGUGUCAAGAGCCACAUUGGUGCUUGCCGGUUUAGAGGAACUCACAAGAGAACAUAGGCGUUUGGCGGAGAUCAUUGAAAUGAUUCAUACUGCAAGCUUAAUACACGAUGACGUGUUGGAUGAAAGUGACAUGAGAAGAGGCCAAGAAACCGUCCAUCAGAUAUACGGUACACGAGUGGCUGUUCUAGCUGGUGAUUUUAUGUUCGCACAAUCGUCAUGGUACCUGGCGAAUCUUGAAAAUCUGGAGGUCAUAAAGCUUAUUAGCCAGGUUAUCAAAGAUUUUGCAAGCGGUGAAAUAAAGCAGGCGUCAAGUUUGUUCGAUUGUGAUGUUGAACUCGAUGAAUAUUUGAUCAAGAGCUACUACAAAACCGCCUCGUUGAUUGCCGCUAGUACGAAAGGCGCAGCGAUCUUUAGUGGGGUCGGCAAGGAUGUCUGCGAGCAGAUGUAUCAAUAUGGCAAGAACCUGGGCCUGUCGUUCCAAGUCGUGGACGACAUCUUGGAUUUCACACAAUCGGCUGAGCAACUGGGAAAGCCAGCUGGCAGCGACCUGGCGAAAGGAAACCUAACCGCGCCCGUGAUUUUCGCUCUCGAAAAAGAGUCGAAACUGCGAGAGAUCAUCGAGUCGGAGUUUUGUGAAACGGGGUCUCUUGAUGAAGCUAUUGAACUGGUGAUGGCUAGUGGUGGGAUAGAAAGGGCUCAGAUGCUAGCCAAACAGAAAGCUGAUGCUGCAAUCCAGUGUCUCAAUUGCUUGCCUCAGGGUGCGUUUCGGCUAGCCCUUGAGGGGAUGGUUAAGUUCAACCUUGAGCGUAUUGACUAAACGGUUCUGAAUUUGGGAAAAUGGUCGAGAUUUAAAGCCGCUAAUGGCAGGGUUCAGGAUGAUGGCUCGAUCUGUGGUUGAGACCGUCAAUGAACGACUGUUGUUUUUUUUUUUUUGCGAUUCCGGGGUAUUCUUGGUCUCCGAUCGGUUUAUCGUAUAACAUAUGGUAAUGAAAUUAUAGGAAAUUCAUAUAAUUGUAAGAAAGGAAAUAAAAUGUUCAUGAGUGUUGUAUACUAAUUAUAUUCUUUAAAGAUGAUCAUGA